AUUUCUUUAUUUCUGCACUUCAACAACCAAUUUUUUUUGCAUUUUACGCGUUCUAUAAUAUUUCACAAUGCCCUGCCUGCCUUUAGCUCCGUCGAGCGAUGCGCACUGCUAUUUUGUACUGAUAACUGAGCCCAACGCAACUGGCGACCACGACAAAGACGGACAACGGCUUUCACCGCCGCCACCACCGCCCCCACCAUCGGUAUCUCAUUUUUAUAUCCACCCGCCUCCGCCGCCGCAUCAGCCCCAACUUGCUGCUCACCCUCAUUUAAAUUUGCACAACAGUAUCAAACAAAUCUGGGACCAAUGGUUUGGCCAGCCACCCGCUCGAGCGUGCAAGGAUAUUGCAAUCAACCAAAGCCACUGGACUAUCUCCAACGAGACCAUGCGGCCCUUCGUCGAUAUCCCCGACAUGUCCGAUAUCGGCGUCGGUGAGAGCGUCUGUGUGCGCGUAAUAGUGCCGUUAAGGCCAUCCAACAGUACCGACGCAUUUGUGCCUUUGCCAAGCGCACCCUGGGACAGCAUUCUCCUCGACAUGGUCGGCCUGUCCUCGGGCAUCAGCAUUCCAGUCAAUCUGCAGCCGGUCAGCGAUAUGCGCAACAGGCGGCAGGACAGCGUGCACAUUUACGAGGCUAAUGUGGUGCUACGCGACAUUGAUGUUUACCAUCCCGAGGGAUUCCUUGAAUUCCGCGAUGCUCGGUGGAACCCCGAAGGCCCCUCUUGCCACAGCACCGCUGGAUAUAACGAGGCACAACAGGUUGUGGUAAAAGACGAGCACAGGGCCAGCCCAUAUAGCCUUUGGAAGUACACGGAGCUGCCCUUGUGUACAGACAGCAAUGCGGAGGGGCGUUGGGUUUAUGUGCACAAUAUUCCGUUUGAUCCCGAGCUCGUGCCAUUGGCUGACAACCUGAACCGCGUCUGGCUGCCGUACACCUGCCGGUUGCGCCGCGUCAGCUACGCGCAGUUUGCGCAAUGCCUUGUCUCAAAGUACCCGCGUGUGCACUGGUAUGGCGACUCUAACGUGAGACGCAGCUUGAAAAAAAUCAGCUCGCUGGGCGAGUGGUGCUCAACAAAAGAGGACCAGGAAAGCGCUGUCUGCACGUGCGAGGACUACAGGAGCGACUUUACCCGGUUCUCGAUACACGCGCGCAACACAUUUUUUGACAUUGAUGCAGUGGACGGUGGCUUGUCGCUGGCUAACGAGACUGAUUUUGCGCGUGUUCCCGAAAAUAAGGCGCGCAUGGCGGUGUUCAAGAUCGAGGGCCUGACUGCGCGUAAUGUUUCGCCGUGGAUAGACCGGUUCGCGAAUGGAACGGCUGUCAUUAUUUCGCUGGUCAACUGGGAUGCUGCCUUUACGUCGUUGGACCGCCUCUCGUAA
Molecule: messenger RNA, 1378 nt
Organism: Kickxella alabastrina
Lineage: Eukaryota; Fungi; Kickxellomycota; Kickxellomycetes; Kickxellales; Kickxellaceae
Exons: 5
Coding region: 68-1378 (436 amino acids)
Source: RefSeq, a predicted model, not a curated record